GCCCUAAUUAUCAGACGACGUAAAUAAACGUAAUAAUACAGACUACAACUCCCACUACUCUUUGCGCACAUCGGUGACGUGGCCAGCGUUACCCAGCAGACCGGGGCGAUUUGAACUUCAUUUUGGAUCCCGUAAAUUUACAUCACGAUGUCCGGGAAAAUCAAAAGCAGGAGUGCUGCAAAUGCCGACUCAAUAUCUGGCAAUGUGUCCUGCGACGAGCGCAUCUUACGGGACUGCCAUCAGAUGUACAUCGAUCCGGAUAGCGGACUGAUAACAAUCGCUCAGAGUGUUGGGGUGACCUUACUGCCUCCCCGGAAAAAGAUAACUGUGAUGUUGAUGGGCAACCACUCAGCUGGAAAGAGCAGCUUUAUCAAUUGGUAUGUGGAGGAGCAUAUCCAAAGAACAGGAGUCGCUAUAGAGACACAGGGCUUCAGCUUUGUUACAAGUGGGCGAAAGAGGGAAUCGCUUACGGGUAAUGCGACGCUCCAUCUCUAUCCCCAUUUCAAACCUCUGCAGGAGUUUAAAGGGGUGUCAGAAUACCUCAGCACUGAGAUUUGUACUUCACGGCAGAAACGUUUCAGCUUGGUGACCUUUGUUGACACUCCUGGUCUGGUGGAUGGAGAUAUGAAGUACCCCUUUGACGUGGACCAGGCUAUUCUGUGGCUCGGUGAGCUCUGUGAUCUGAUCCUGGUCUUCUUUGACCCAAUGGGACAGGCUUUAUGCAAGCGCACACUCAACAUUGUAGAGAAACUGAAUGAGAAGCAAGGGGACCGUCUCCGGUUUUAUCUCAGUAAAGCAGACGAGGCUGGAGGAGAGUCUGAUCGACAAAGAGUUAUGAUGCAGAUUGUGCAGGAGCUUUGUAAGCGUCCAGGUCUCAACAAGUGUGGCUUCGAUAUGCCCACCAUCUAUGUUCCCAACCCUAAUAAGCCCAGUCGAUGUGUCAAUCAGAUUGAGGAGGUGUGUCGAACUAUAGAGAAGACCAUUAACCAGACUGUGCAGAACACGCUUAACUCACUGGAGAAGGACUGCAACCUUAUCACCGAGACUGCCACUGAGACACUUAAUAAUGACAGGCAGGUCAGUAUAGAGAACCGUCGAUCACGUUUUAAGGGCUGUUUGUUAGGCAUGCUGGGGUUCACUGUGCCCCUGCUGCUGCUCGUCACCCUGGUGCUUGGCAGCCUCUCCAAAGAAAUACUGGAACUCAUGCUGGGUAACAGUGGCAUAGAGGCCCUCACGCUAUAUGUGGUUCCUGCAGUGAAGGCAUUUGAAUCGCUUUCAGGGGAAGUGCAGCUGUACAGUUGUGCUGGACUGGUGCUGUUGUCAUUCAUCUUUAUCCUCCUUGCUCGCUUUUCUUUCAGGACCAAACCAACAUUCUCUGGGAAGGAAAAGAGACAGCUUCAAGAAAAACUGGAGUAUGUCCAGGAGGUAGUGAAGACCAAAAAGAAAAAUCUUUAUGAGGAGUAUCUGCGUCAGAGUGUAGGUGAUCAGGACAUGAACUGAGAGGAAAUAUAGACUUUGAAGAUCUGGAUAGGAUGAAUACAGCACCCAGAAGUACCACUAAACGGCAUCUAAUCAUUCCUGUAAUGUAGCAGACGCAGAUAAGCUAUUUUGUGAGCGCUUAGUUACACACUACUGUUUGUGUAAGCUCUGUUUUCAGCACUAAAUAAUAAUGGAGCUGUGGACCAAUACUGUUUUUUAUUUUUUUAGUCUCAUUGGUACUGUAAAGGUUAAAUUGCAAUUAAUGAAUUAAAAUAUCCUACUGUUACACAAUAGCAGGUUUUAAAGUCAUCCUCCUUUUCUUUGCUAUGUAUGUUGCUAUAUAAUACUCUGUAUUGUAUGGUAAAUUACUAUAACAACUGAGGAAUGAGAAGCCUGUGGAUUCUAACAACUUCUGGUGUUUAUUCACGCCAUGGUCAAUUUUAACAGAAAUAUUGAAGCUUGCUUUUGUAUACCACGGUUUCCUACAUUUUUAUGUCAACUUAUUGCUGUUAUGAUAAUAAAAUAGUAAAUGUA
Messenger RNA from Labeo rohita (rohu), 2013 nucleotides. RefSeq lists its product as uncharacterized. The transcript is spliced from 13 exons. Bases 148 to 1500 code for a protein of 450 amino acids. NCBI's taxonomy places the organism in Eukaryota, Metazoa, Chordata, Actinopteri, Cypriniformes, Cyprinidae. Gene Ontology annotation, molecular function: GTPase activity; GTP binding. The record is from RefSeq and is a predicted model, not a curated record.